AUGUCUCAAGGAAGACCAAAAAGAAGCAACUUGUGGUUUCAUUUUAAGGAAGGGACAAACGAAGCUGUUUGCAAUUAUUUUUCGACGAAAUUAAGUACAAAAUGUGGUUCUCUAGGAAAUCUAAAAAGACAUAUGGCCACGAAGCACCCGACCAUAUCUUUGAAUAUAGUACGGCAGCCUUCUGCUCUUGUAGAAAAUCCACAAGACAGCAUAAUAAUAAGGCAAAAUCCAAACUCAGACACACCAGCUAUAUUUAGGCAGCCGCUGAGUGGGCCAUCAAUUACGAACUUCAUUCGGCGACCACCAUCUUCGCGAAAGACCGAACAAAUUGAUAGGCAAAUGGUAGCUAUGGUGACUAAGGGUCACCAUUCAUUAAGAAUAGUAGAGGAACCAGAAUUUAAAAAACUUAUUGACUUAGUCUCUACCUGCCCGGGAUACCAACUUCCAACAAGAAAAACUUUAUCACAGGCGCUCAUACCCAAAUUGUACACAGAGGUUUAUGAUUCUUGUUUCCAUAAUUUAAAAGAAGCCUACGCAGUGUGCCUUUGCACUGACGGAUAG
This is a messenger RNA of Parnassius mnemosyne (clouded apollo), 561 nucleotides long. The record is from the annotation of a GenBank genome assembly. NCBI's taxonomy places the organism in Eukaryota, Metazoa, Arthropoda, Insecta, Lepidoptera, Papilionidae.